GACGAGAAGAAAGAUUGCACACACCAGAUGAUAUUGUGUAGUAAUUGUGACCUACAGUCACUGUAGUACAGUGUCCAUCGCUCUGCAAAUAUAUGCUGAAUGUAUCGCAUUUUAAAUUAGUGUGUGACCCGUGAAAUUAUUAUCAAGAAUAAAAACUGAGAAAAUAAUAAAUUUCUUUGUUCCAGUAAAGAUAAUUCACUGAGUGAAUUUUGACGUGUCAAUUCAUUUCAUUUGAUCAAUUCGGAAAAAAAAUUCACCGAAUUUUUUUUCAAUCACACUUCAAAGUAAAUAAUUGUUUGUAAAUCUCGACAAAAUCACAAUGGAUUGUUUGCUGACCAUUAUCGUUGGUCUGUUUAUCGCAAUAAAUUUAAAUGUGACCACUGCGUAUCAAGAUUAUUCGUUACGAAAAUUAUGUUCAGGAUCUGAGUUUCAUCGGUCGUUUAAUAAACUUUACCACAAUGAACCGGGCCUUGCAUUAUUUAAUCAAAGCGACUCAGCUACAUAUGUUCAUGACACUUUGAUUAAGGAUAAUAUCGAUGAAUUUCAAAAUUGUGAAUUUACAGUCGAUGGUAAUUUAUAUACACCGAAUGGACAAUAUCGUCGCGGUAUAUUUGCAUCGGUCAAUCGAUUAAAUUUUCGUCUAUAUUCGAAUGGGACAUGUAUUGAUUAUGUUCGUUUUCGAUUUGUGAAUGACUCAACCGACAAGAUUUGCGGCCGCUUCAAUGCCGAAGAUGAAAUUGGACAAAGAUCAUUCUUCACUGAACCAUCUGGCGUUAUAAAAGUUCAUAUUUUUGUCGACAAGUCCAUUCCAUUUACCCCACAACAAGAUUCUGUUCAAGUGAACCUUUUAUUUACAGCUUAUGAACCAUGUAUGGCGAAUCGCAAUUUGAUAAAAUGCAUUCCAAAUAACGACGAAUAUUGUAUUUCAUCCGUAUUCAAAAAUGAUGAUGUUCAAAAUUGUCCACCACCUGCCGGCGAUGAGAGGAAUAAACAGCAGAAAUCGAAUCAAAUUCAAUAUCACGAUGGAAACGGUAGAUCCACCAAAAGUGGUGUGACCAAAAAUAGCAUCACAUUUGGUCUUUUGUUUAUUUCUGCAUACAUGGCCCUUUCACUGUCAUACAUUUUGUGAAUAAGAAUUGUUUUUUACCUUUGAACAAAAUCUUCAGAAUUUUUUCUGUGAUUCCACACAAAUACUUAGCGUUUUUGAGCAACGUGCACACUUUUUCAAUCUUAUAUUACGGGUAAAUAAUUGAAUAAUUAUAGCCAAUAAUAGAAUUAUAUACAAAUAGAUUUCUAUUGGAUAUAUUUAUAAAGUUUGCAUUACAUCUAUACAAUUGAAAAUACACUGUUGAUGCUUAUGAAGCAUCAAAAAAGGCAUUUUUUCGAAUGUUUAGAGAAAACUAUAUUUAAAUGGCUUUUGUUGAAUGAAAUCUCUUUAAGAAGUAGUCUUUGAGUUGAUAAUCUUGAAUAUUAAACUCAUACGAUUCGUAUUGGAUGCCUUCGGUAUGCCUUAAUGAAAAUUAUUUUUAUCUAGUCGCUUGCUCUGUACUAUUGAGUGAAAUAAAUACAAUUACAGUUUUAAAAAA
This is a messenger RNA of Contarinia nasturtii (swede midge), 1586 nucleotides long. RefSeq lists its product as uncharacterized. The record is from RefSeq and is a predicted model, not a curated record. The transcript is spliced from 3 exons. Bases 320 to 1129 code for a protein of 269 amino acids. Lineage: Eukaryota; Metazoa; Arthropoda; Insecta; Diptera; Cecidomyiidae.